Molecule: messenger RNA, 4403 nt
Organism: Patella vulgata (common limpet)
Lineage: Eukaryota; Metazoa; Mollusca; Gastropoda; Patellidae
Product: serum response factor-binding protein 1
Exons: 7
Biological process (GO): maturation of SSU-rRNA
Cellular component (GO): 90S preribosome; nucleus
Source: RefSeq, a predicted model, not a curated record
UCAACCAGUGUGCUGUGUUGCGAAAUUUUGAACGGCACACUAAGAAAAUGCAAAAAACCACAUGACUCAAUUGAGUAUUUACUGGUGUCUACUAUACUGAAACUGAAGCCUUUGGUAAAAGUAGCAAAGGCCAGAACUAUACAAAAAUUAGUUCGACAAAUCCAGAAACUAAAAAAAGUGAAAGGAUCAGUUGAAAAUGUUGAAAAAGCUCGAAGUAAAGCUGAGAGAUUGUUGGAAGAAAUUUUUACCAUUAAGUCAUUAGCCCAAGAUCAGAUAGCACAGUAUGCUUUAGGAAAUACAGUCAGCUUCUUCCAUAUCAGUAGUCAGGUUGACAUUCCAGUUGAAAUUAAAGCUAUGACUCGUGUAUCAGAAAAUCCCAAAAUACAGCAGUAUGUAAAAUCUUUUCGGGCUGAGCACCAAGACUGGGAGAAAUUGGGUGAUUUUAUGCUGUUUAAACAGUCGGGAAGGCGUUAUAAAAAAGGUGUAAAUCCAAAUCGUGUUGAGAGAAUAAAAGCUAGUGAAGCCCUCGUAAAAACAUACAUUGACAAAAAAUUUGCAGGUGAUAAAGAAAAAAUAAAAAAAGCGGAAAAUAUUACGGAUCAUGUGUUAAAGAAAAAUUGUUUCAAUUCAAAUGUAGAUCAGACUCAGAAAAUUGCAUCAAGUAUAGAUAAAAAGCAACUUCAAAAUGAUAAAAAACCUAAAAAAAGAAAACUAUUUGCAGCGAUAGCAUCUUAUAGUGAUUCUGAAAAUAGUGAGGAUAAACAGGAGGAUAUAGUCAAUCAUCUGAAAACAUCUGCUGACAAAAUUAAUAAGGAAGUGGAACUCAAAUCAAUACAUACAUCCAGUAUACCAAACAAAUCUAUCCCACAAGAUAAUGCUAGUGAAACUGACAAUAGCGGUAAUGUGUCUUCAAAUAGUGACUCGGCAUCUGAAAGUGAUGAUAAUACAAGUCUAGAAAAAGAAACUUCAGAUAAAAUACAAAUUAAAACAAAAAUCAGCAAACAAAAAUUAAGUCCUGGCAUUAUAUUCUCUCCAAAAUCUACAAUUAAAGUCAAAGCAACAAAACAAAAGAAACUGAAAUCAAAUAAAUCUGAAAAGUCUGAAAAGAGUACUACAGCAAAUGUUCCCGAUGAUGAUAGUGAUGAAGAAUUUGUUAUUAAAAAAAAUAUGGAAAUGGUCGUGAGAAAAAUUAAUUGGGAAAAUUUUGGGGAGGGAGGUGAUUUGAUUCCAUUAAUAUUUAAAGGAAAUAAAGAUAUUAAAAAGUCGCGAAAACAUAAAAGCGAUUUUUUCGAAACCAGUGACAAUGAAUAUGAGGAAGAAAGUUCCAAUGAUGGUAUGAAAGAAGAAACUGGAAAGAAAAGUGAAGUUGAUGAUGUAGUUCAAAGUGCAGAGGUUAAAGGUUAUGGUAGAACUUUAAUUGAAAGUGCAUUUGUUAAAUCACUAGGAGGUACUGUUAGAAAAACCAGACCAGACAAAAUAAGUAAAGAGAAAACUAAAAUGGAGAUACAAAUAAAAAGAGAAAGGAAUAGCAAAAAAUCUGCCAAUACACAAGUGAAUGUAAAUAAACAGUUUGGAAGAAACAAUAAAACACAAAAUACAGUGAUAGAGAAUGUUCAUCCAUCUUGGGCUGCUAGUAUAAAGAGGAAACAAGAACAGGGUAUGAUAGGAGCCUUCCAAGGAAAGAAAAUUAAGUUUGAUUAAUAAUAAUAGUUAAACAACAAAUUAAAAUAAAGCAUAGUACAUUAGUUGUUAUAUAUUUUAUUUUGUCACAAAUCUUAACAGGACACAAGUCGAUAGAAGGAAGUCAAUUCUAUUUGAUUACAGUCUGCCUUAUUCUAUUUAUCCUUGAUUUUCAUAUGAUACAUGUACUUUGAAAAUAUGAGAUUAAUCUGGCAUACAAUAAGUCGGCUUACCAUGCAAUAAGGGACGAAUCAGGCUAGCAUGCAAUAAGGAAUUCGCUGGAUGACCAUGACUUUUGUGAAAUCAUGCGCUCGAUAUGGCUAAUCCGAGCCUUCAAUAAGCCCAACAUUUUUACUUCAUAACUCCCCCUCCCCCCCUUUCGCUUCAAAGUAGGGAGUCUCGGUGGCUACGUGGGUAAGACGCUGGCUCACUAGCCUGGAUGUCGCAUGUAUUCGAUCCCUGCAUUGGCCGAGAAAGUUCAUCAGGAUUUUCCGACUUGGUUUCACCUUGUCAGUGGUGCAGGAAGGAGGGCCUGACCAGGACAGCUGUCUAGUCAUUCGGAUGGGACGAAAAACCAAGGUCCCGUAAAAGAUCCCUUGGCAAUAAUUGAGCUAUGAAGAGUACAUUGUACACCAUAUAUUUAUUCAAUAGUGCGGCUGCCUGGGCAAAAUUUCCCUUAUAGCACACUGCAUGCCAUAUGCCUGUCUUCAUUUGCCCGGUCGAAGCAGAACAGUAGGACGUUAAACCCCAUUUCAUUUUUAUACGCCCACAUGGAAAUGUGGUCGUAUAUUGCCGUCGCCCCCGUCCGUCCGUCGUCCACAAUUUCUUGUGAACACUCUACAGACUACAUUUAUCAUCUGAUUGUUUUGAAAUUGAUAUAUGUUAUUUGCAUUAGUGAGAUCGAGAAGCCUAUUUAAUUUCAAUAACUUCCGUUAAUUUCGUCUGGAGUUAUGGCCCUUGUUUCACUUUGUUGCACCUUGUGAACGCUCUAACGACAAAAGUUAUCAACUGAUCUGUAUGAAAUUUAUAUGCAUCAUUUAAAUUAAUAAAACAAAGAAGCCUAUUGAAUUUCAGCAAUUUCCGUUAAUUACAUCUAGAGUUAUGGCCCUUGUUUCACUUUGUUGAAUCUUGUUAACGCUCUAAUGACAACCGUUAUCAUCCGAUCUGUUUGAAAUUGAUAUGCAUCAUUUUAAUUAGUGAAACGAAGAAGCCUAUUGAAUUUGAGCAAUUUCCGUUUAUUACGUCGUGAGUUAUGGCCCUUGUUUCACUUUGUUGUACCUUGUGAAUGCUCUAAUGACAACAGUUAUCAUCCGAUCUGUUUGAAAUUGACAUGCAUCAUUUAAAUUAGUGAAACGAAGAAUCCUAUUGAAUUUCAGCAAUUUCCUUUAAUUACGCCGUGAGUUAUUGCCCUUGUUUCACUUUGUUGUACCUUGUUUAUGCUCUCAAGACAAAAGUUAUUAUCUGAUCUGUAUGAAAUUUAUAUGCAUCAUUUACAUUAGUAAAACAAAGAAGCUUAUUGAAUUUCAGCAAUUUCCGUUAAUUACAUCUAGAGUUAUAGCCCUUGUUUCACUUUGUUGAAUCUUUUGAACGCUCUUAUGACAACAGUUAUCAUCCGAUCUGUUUGAAAUUGAUAUGCAUCAUUUAAAUUAAUGCAACGAAGAUGCCUAUUGAAUUUCCGUUGAUUACACCGUGAGUAAUGGCCCUUUUUUCACUUUUUUGUACCUUGUGAAUGCUUUAACAACAAAAGUUAUUAUCCUAUCUGUAUGAAAUUUAUAGGUAUCGUUUAAAUUAGUAAAACGAACAAGCCUAUUGAGUUUCAGCAAAUUUCUGUUAAUUACAUCUAGAGUUAUGGCCCUUGUUUCACUUUGUUGAAUCUUUUGAACGCUCUUAUGACAACAGUUAUCAUCCGAUCUGUUUGAAAUUGAUAUGCAUCAUUUAAAUUAAUGCAACGAAGAUGCCUAUUGAAUUUCCGUUGAUUACACCGUGAGUAAUGGCCCUUUUUUCACUUUUUUGUACCUUGUGAAUGCUUUAACAACAAAAGUUAUUAUCCUAUCUGUAUGAAAUUUAUAGGUAUCGUUUAAAUUAGUAAAACGAACAAGCCUAUUGAGUUUCAGCAAAUUUCCGUUAAUUACAUCUAGAGUUAUGGCCCUUGUUUCACAUUGUUGAAUCUUGUGAAUGCUUGAACGACAAUCUGUAUGAAAUUCAUAUGCAUCAUUUAAAUUAGUGAAAUGAAGAAGCCUAUUGAAUGUCAGCAAUUUCUGUCAAUUACUUCUAGAGUUAUGGCCCUUGUUUUACUUUGUUGAACCUUGUGAACGUUCGAACGACAAAAGUUAACAUCUGAUCUGUAUGAAAUUGAUAUGUAUUUUUUGAAUUAGUAAAACGAAAAAGUCUGUCGAAUUUCAACAAUUUCUGUAGAUUACUUCGAGUUACAGCCCUUGUUUUAGUUUUUAGAACCUUGUGAACCCUCAAACCACGAAAAUUAUAAUGUCAUCUGUAUGAAAUUGUCUAUUAAAUGCCCCCUAAUUACCUACAAAAGAACAAAUAUACGACAACUCUUGUCGACCGCUCGGACGAUUUAGCUGCUCUGGGCGUAUGUUUAGUUGCCUGGCAACCUAUCUUUUCAAAGUAUGUAAAUAUAAAUGUGCCAGAAAAUUAUUUAAAUAUUUGAAAAGAGAAAUGAAUGUUCUUUUUAGUGAUAAAUAAAAUAAUAAUUGGAAUUCGUA